This is a messenger RNA of Armigeres subalbatus, 2805 nucleotides long. RefSeq names its product ATP-dependent RNA helicase DDX42. The record is from RefSeq and is a predicted model, not a curated record. Gene Ontology annotation, molecular function: nucleic acid binding; ATP binding; RNA helicase activity. The transcript has 5 exons. The coding region runs from base 156 to 2570 and encodes 804 amino acids. Lineage: Eukaryota; Metazoa; Arthropoda; Insecta; Diptera; Culicidae.
CAGCCGAAUCCCGUUUGCUGUCAUAACAGAAAAAUAGUGCUAGAUAUUGGAUUAUUGAUCUCGAAAAAAAACGAUAUUUUAAUCCUCCAAGUCCAUUAAUUACAGUUUAAAUAGAACGUAUUUCGAGUGAUUCCUAUAGGCGCCAAACCGUCGUCAUGAGUGGCAAUCGUGGAAAUUUCAGUUUUUCGAUGCGUCGCCCCGGACAGCUGUCGGGAUCAUUCCGUCCCGGGCAGCAGCAGCAACAACAAUCGCAGCAGAAAAGUUUUUCGCUGAAUGCCGUUCCGCCGCCCAGUUCACUGACCGGCCGUGGCCACGGUGGUUAUGCUCCUCCUAAGUUCUUCCAUCAGCAGCAACAGUCGGCCGGUGGGGUUUCCAAGCACGGCUACCACACCAUGGAUGCGAUUGCGGCCUACGCUAAUCCUGCCUCGCAAUAUUCGCUCGGCAAGAGGCGCGGAAAGACCGAGGAUGAUUAUUUCGACGACGAUGAUGAGUCCGGACCGCAGCUGGAUUAUAUCCCAGCGCCUGGAUCGCCUUCGGCUAGCGGAUCGCAAGCCAAGUCUGACGACGAAGAUGACGAGGACGACCCAUUGGACGCGUUUAUGGCUGGCAUCAAUGCGCAGGUGGAGCGCGAAAAGAAGAAAAUUCCUCAACCGAACGUGGACGCCAAGAAAGGAACCCGAGGGGACAUCGACGAUGUGGAUGACGAGGAGAGCUAUUACCGUUACAUGGAAGAGAACCCAACUGCCGGUCUCCAGGAUGCGGACGGUUCCGAUGCCGAACUGGAGUACGACGAAGAUGGAAAUCCCAUCCCGCCACCCAAGAAACGGGAAAUUGAUCCGUUGCCUCCGAUUGAUCACUCGGAAAUCGAGUACGAUAAGUUCGAGAAAAACUUCUACAACCCACACGAGGACAUUGCGGGUCUGACCGUGUCGAAGACCAGAGAUCUCCGUAUGAAGCUUGGGGUCAGGGUUAACGGUCCUGCCCCGCCGGCUCCGGUUACCAGUUUUGCCCACUUCGGGUUCGACGAACAGUUGAUGAAGGCCAUCCGCAAGUCGGAGUACACUCAGCCGACGCCGAUCCAGGCCCAAGGCGUACCGGCGGCACUGAGUGGUCGUGAUAUUAUCGGUAUUGCCAAAACGGGUAGCGGUAAGACGGCUGCCUUUUUGUGGCCAAUGCUGGUUCACAUUAUGGACCAGAAGGAACUUGGGCCUGGCGAUGGACCGAUUGGGCUGAUUCUAGCGCCAACGCGCGAGUUGUCGCUGCAAAUCUAUCAAGAAGCCAAGAAGUUCGGCAAGGUUUAUAAUAUAAGCGUUUGCUGCUGCUACGGUGGUGGCUCAAAGUGGGAGCAGAGCAAGGCACUGGAACAGGGUGCUGAGAUUGUAGUGGCCACUCCUGGUCGAAUGAUUGAUAUGGUGAAGAUGAAGGCCACAAACUUGCAACGAGUUACCUAUCUGGUACUGGACGAAGCCGAUAAAAUGUUCAAUCUCGGCUUCGAACCACAGGUUCGUUCGAUCUGUAAUCAUGUCCGUCCAGAUCGGCAGACGAUGCUGUUCAGUGCUACUUUCAAGAAGAGAAUCGAGAAGCUGGCACGGGAUGUUUUGACCGAUCCGGUUAGAAUAAUGCAUGGAGAUUUGGGUGAGGCAAAUGAAGAUGUCACACAGCAUGUGAUUGUGAUGAACAAUCCUGCGCAUAAAUGGAACUGGCUUCUGGCAAAGAUGGUACAGCUGUUAUCUGAGGGUACUGUUUUGAUUUUCGUUACAAAGAAGGCAGAUGCCGAACAGGUCGCCAACAAUCUACGCCUACAAGAGUACGAUCCUGUAUUAUUGCAUGGUGACAUGGACCAAGCUGAUCGUAACAUUGUCAUAACUCGUUUUAAAAAACGAGAAGUUGAAAUUAUGGUGGCUACGGAUGUGGCCGCCCGUGGUCUCGAUAUUCCGCACAUUAGAAAUGUAGUAAACUAUGACAUUGCUAGGGAUAUUGACACUCACACUCAUCGGGUUGGUAGGACAGGCCGUGCCGGCGAGAAAGGUACCGCCUACACUCUGGUUGUGGACAAAGAUAAGGAAUUCGCUGGACAUUUGGUACGUAACCUGGAGGGUGCCAAUCAGGAAGUUCCCGAGGAACUGAUGAAAUUGGCAAUGCAGAGCGCGUGGUUCAGAAAUUCACGUUUCAAGAAUAACAAUAAGGGUAAAAAUCUGAACGUUGGCGGUGCGGGACUAGGCUUCCGCAGUCGACCAGUUCCCAGUGGACCGUUGAAGGCUUUAGAAGGACCGUCAUCUUCUGCGGAUGGAGGCAGUGGCAGUGGCUGGAAGGGACCUGUUACAGAUCGCCUAACGGCUAUGCGCGAUACAUUCAAGGCCCAAUAUAAUGCACAAUUCAAGGCUUCCUCCGAUAGGACGUGGGAGAAUACUCUUCCGGAGGGUGGUGUCUUCGCGAAACCCACUAUGUCGGGUUUUGUACCUGCGUCCAAUAGAGAUGCACAGGAAGAACUCCAAAAAGAUGACGAGCAACAUUUUUCGCAAACCGGGGAUGAAGAUAGACCUCGAAAGAAGAAGAGUAGAUGGAACUAAUCCGGCUGAAGUGAGGCCACGCACUCGAAAUGCUUAAGGUUGUACGCGAUUGUGUUGUUUCUGUGGUUUCUGUGUUUACGAGCGUUCAGGUAUGCUCUAAUAGCAGUUCUAUAUGUGUCAAUUGUAGAUGAGCGAUGUAUCCAGAUUCGGAGGGGUGUGGAAGGAUAGUUUAAAUUUGUACGAUUAUUCCGUAUUAUGAACAAAAUAAAGUCUUCAUAGCUCUUUCUGUCCAAAA